AGGAAUUGGAUCGGCCACCUCCCAACGCGCAUCCUAUAGUUACCAGGUAUCGAUAACAUCAGCUCAACAAAAGAAUACGAAGCCGAACGAGGAGCCAAAUCGGGGGACCAUCUCUGUGGGCCACCUAGAACCCGAACGAUUAGACUUCAUGAUAACGGUCACAAUUUUGUUUCAGGGGGCAGUGAGCUUUCAAGAAGAUUACUGGAAGAAAUGGUAAAAAGCGAGGCCUCCAACGAACCUCACCUAGGUUCUCGCCUUCAGGUUGCACAUCAUUCCAAUGAGUUUGCGGAUUAUGAGAUUAAGCAUGAGCAGCCUGGGAUAUCUUCUGAAUCCGACGUUAGUUGUGGGACCAAUGAGAUUAGCUCUAAAAGUUCUCCUGCACAUCCACCUCCAAUAGCGCCUACGUCGAUACGAACUCCAUAUCUCGAAACACCUCCCGGAUUUGAAGAGACUCAGGUCGUGGACAGCCGCUCUUUUUCAGACGCCAUACCUUCGUCUCCGUCAUCCACCGUCCUCGCAUUAAAUGUGAGUGAGCUAACAAAGUCUCGAGACAAGGGUUCAGUGCAUUCGUCGAACCCACAGAAUGCAACGAUACCAGAAUCACCCACAGUCCAGGGGUCGGGAAGAUCUCAUGCACCGCCCCCACCCUUUGUCACUCAAUGUUUAUCUCCAGCUCACACAGAAAGUGUCAAUGGCGUUUGCCCUCCCCAUGUUUCCGCUUUCGCCUACGCAGUUCUGCCGUACUUCCGAGGAGUUCAAGACGAUGGCUUCGUACUCUCACCUACUAAUACAACUACAUCUUCAGUGCUUGCAAUUGCGGUAUCCUCCUCCCAAUCGCCUUCUGCUUGGUCAACUCGCACUAACGUGCUUUUCUCCCCAUCUUACCCGCGCCAUAAUGUACCACGUUUCUUCGAGGAGCGAACUGCUAUCGACGUUCGCUUGCGGUAUAUGAGCGUUCGUGCCGCGCUGACGCGAUGCUCAGUCAUCAUCAACAUGAAGGCUCAAGAAAAGGUGUCAUUUACAUCAAGAACAGCCAGUUGGAUGGAGCCAGACUUCCCUAAAGCUUGCUGCGUUGCAAAAUAUGUAGCUUUACCACUAGCCCAAAACCUCAGUCAUUGUCAGCUCCAAGCUAGAUGUUGGUACUGGCUUGGGCGAGGGGAGUUUGGACGAGGUGACUGGGAAGCUGCAAUCGAUGCUUUCGAACGGGCUAUUCAGCUUAAUGUCCUCGAUGUCGAGGAGAAGUGUGAUCUGAGGCCUCGAGACGAAGGUAAGGAUGUUCAAAAGUGGCUGAAGAUGGCAAGAGAUGAGUGGAUUCUCGCGAACGAUAGCGUAUUUCCCGCCCUAGGUAAUCUCCCAAGAUAUGUCCUCUCCCCAGACCAAGCAGCAGAUGAGAUUCGAGCGCGGUUCAACCCAAUACAUAAUCAGACGAAUUGGGUUUCAUUAACGAGGUCUGUCUCUGGGGCUGAUUUUUCUGAUCACGAAUGGGAGUAUAUCACAAUGCCAACCCGAACUGAACCCGAGCGAGAACAAGGGGGGGGGAUCAGUUUCACGCCAUCGACGGGAGGCCGCUGUUCUGAAGAUCUCCAAGAUGCAAUUAAGCCUCGAAAACGGUGCCCUUCCAUAGUGGAGAAGGUUAUCGAUUGGCGUAGAGGGAUCCCUACUAAUGCUCUGGGGGUAGGGACGCGGGCCGUAUCUCCCACAGAUCGAUCAGGAUACACAUUCGCAUCACCGAUACACUCUCCAUCUAUCUCUCCUGCAAUGAAUUCUAAGUCGAAUCCGCCCGAUAACACAUCGCUCCAUUCCCAAUGCAAUUCGACGAAUUCUAUGUCGGAACAAUCGGCGGGUGAGGUUGCACGUCGAAGGAAGCUGAACGUUCACUCUAUUAACACCAACGCGUGUUGAUUUGAUGUCACCACCAAACUUCGGGAAUGCUGCCUAUGGUAUCCCAUUUAAUUAAUAGUACGCACGCUGCGCUCGAGGCUAGUUAAUGGCACUGUUUAGCAAUACCUCUAAUCCCGUUCACGCGUACUACGAGAGCAGCAGCCUGGACAGCCCAAUAUUCGCAUACGCUUUGAUCGUCUCAAUUCUGGGCGAAGAGCAUUAUCACGUUGUUGAAAGUAAGUCAUCCGCACGUAAGAGAACGCAGC
Messenger RNA from Lindgomyces ingoldianus, 2147 nucleotides. RefSeq lists its product as uncharacterized. Gene Ontology annotation, molecular function: protein binding. The record is from RefSeq and is a predicted model, not a curated record. The coding region runs from base 211 to 1902 and encodes 563 amino acids. Lineage: Eukaryota; Fungi; Ascomycota; Dothideomycetes; Pleosporales; Lindgomycetaceae. The transcript has a single exon.